GAUGACUGAUUUCACACUGUCCUCUUUGACAGUGUCUCUCUGUUGACCCGGUUUGAUGUGGAGUUGUCACAUGGAUUGAGAUCCAGAUGUUUGAUUUUCAGGGGUCUUCUAGAGGUCCUGCAGCUGGAUUUUGAGACAGAGGAGCAGAGUGAUCAAUUAGAGAGCCAGAUGGUCACGUGGCGACUGGAGUUGCCUGGAAACAUGAUUCGGGAUGAGGGGACGAUGAGGAUCUACACCAUCCAAAGAGACUACGUGGGCAUAGCGCCACUGAUCUCUGACACAGAGGUCCUAAACACAGCUGUGCUAACUGGAAAGAAGGUAUCUGUGCCUGUGAAGGUUUUGGGAGUGGAGGCUGACGGCUCCAUCACUGACAUCACCAACUCCUCUCGCUGCAGGUCUUCAGACCAGGAUGUCUUGAAGGUGUCCGAGAGAUGUGAUUUUGUGUAUGUCAGUGGUAAGGAGACACAUGGAAAGGUGAAGAUCAUGGUAAACUUCACCUACAGUUACCUGAGUGCUCAGCUGGAGAUGAGCGUGUGGAUGCCUCGACUCCCGCUGCAGAUCGAGAUGUCCGAUCCAGAGCUCAGUCAGAUCAAAGGCUGGAGGGUUCCUGUGACAGGGAACAAAAGAUUGAGCUGGGACACCGAGGAAGAUGAUGAGAGGAAGGGCCGAGGCUGCAUGUUGCAAUAUCAGCACAGUUUGAUUCGAGUGCUCACAGUCUUCACCGCAGACCCGUCAGAUCCGAGCAGCCCAUCUCCGGCGUACUUCCUUGGUGCCAGUUGGCAGGUGGAUGUGACGCGGCUGGUGCGCUACUUUCUGAAAGUGGGGGAUACGAGCGUGGCACGCCUGCAGUCUGGAAACGUUCUGACGGGCAGGGCUGUGGGAGUCACCACUGUGCAGGUGAUGUCCCCGUUGUCAGACUCGGUUCUGGCUGAGAGGAUGGUCCGGGUUCUGGAUGAUAAAGUCAGUAUUACAGAGUUGGGAGUGCAGCUGGUUUCCGGUCUUUCACUGAACCUUCAGCUCAGCCCGGGAAGCAACCGGGCCAUAGUUGCCAAGACGGCCACACAGGAGACCAUGCACAACCCUAAACAGGAGGCCGUGGUUGGCUGCUGGCUACAGUUCAGCGAUGGCUCCCAGACCCCUCUCGAUCUGUACGAUCCUAGUGGGUAUUUUCUUACCAUCACGUCACUGGACACACACGUAGUGUCCGUACGGCAGAUAUCGGAUUCUGUCUUUGUUGUCGUUGCGGAGGCAGAGGGACAGGGCCUACUGCUCAGAGCAGAGCUCGCCAUCUGUGAGGCGUGUCAGAAAUCCAAACGCAAGAGCAAAUUAGCUGUGGGUGGAGGCACUGUGAGGAUCAAAUUCCCAAUGGAUGAGCAACUCGCAGGGAAUGGCAAGAAAGGCAUUGAUGCUAGACUGGAGAGUGAGCAUAUCAGUGACUCUAAACUGAUCCCUACAUCUCCUGUCAACCCUGUGAGAAUCCUCAAAAACACUCUACAGCAUGCUGGUUUCCAAGAAACCACUACUAGUGAGAUCAAAGCAGUAACCAAGUUUGACUUGCAAGAAGCAAUGGGGGUUGCUGUAUCCACGAUUAAGUCAAUAAACAGCAUGGAGAAGACUCCCAUUACCAAGCCCGUUGCCGACAAAGCUCUUGUAACCACAGCCCCCAGAAAUCAAGAAAAAAAUGGUUACGGAAACCUGGUAAAGAACUCCGAUUUCCCUUUGCAAGUAGAAGAACCCAAGCAGGAAGUGGAAAGUGAUCUGAUUCAGAUAUUCGGCAUGUUCGCUGACAUAGAGGUCUGCAUCUAUGCAUCGAUCGGAGUCUUGUGCUUGGCCAUGAUAGCCGUCUUGCUCAACUGUGCCACGCACAAUUCAAGAUCACGCACCAAGAAAUCUCCAGUUCAGAGCCAGAUACAAUCUGAACACAAGCAUCACUGGGUGAGGGUGGGCACGGCUGCAGAGCAAUGCAGAGCUGCGCCAAUCGCAACCACCUGCAAGCAGGAGAUGCACACGGCUGUGGAGAUGCCAAGAACUGUUCAGAUGCAAAACAGCACAGAGCUUCCCAGAGGUACUGAAAUGAUCCAGUCACGAGACACACCAGUCAUCACAGGUGAGGAAAGGACUGCCACUUUGGGAAGAAGAACCAACACUCUUCCACUAAGGCGUGAUCCUACGGCUUUCAGAUCAGCCACUCUUCUUGCGAAGCCCGUUCGGAGUGAACCUCUACAUUCUCCCACAAGCAAGAGGAAUCAAGUCCAGUUCACGACCUUCACUACUCUGGACAUCAAACAUCUAGCCGCUCUCAAGAAGAGUGGUCAGGACUUUGGCUGGGCCAACCAGGCAGGUAAAGUUAGUCAGGAUACCAGUAAUGGUCAGGUUGAGAGAACCAAUCGUGUGAACAUAUGUAGUCAGGUGGAUGGGUCUGUUCCACCAGUGGGCUCCAGAGGGUUUCUUCCUGAAGGUCCGUGGCCUGUCGCGACACCAGUGUCCCAAGUGUGAUGCUGUAUUUGUGUAGCGAAUGUGUGAAACAAAACGUGCAUUACGCCGACCCUUCUCACAUUUUUAACUUUUACUGCUUUUGUAUACGUUUUACAAUUUUUGCAUUUGGCAGUUGCUUUUAUCCAAAGCAACUUACACAUUUUUAUCAGUAUGUGUGUUCCCUGGGUUUAAACCCAUGACUUUUUGCACUGCUAAUACCACUGAGCUAUGCAGGACACCAGUGUACACUUGGUUUCCAGAACAGGGCUUAUCCUAGACCCAGACUAAAAUGGAUGGUUGAGCUGCCUUAAUUUUAAAACAUCUUGCACUGACAUAUCUUAACAUAUAUCAGUGCUAUAGUUUUGUUUCAAGAUGCUCACCAGUAUUGUUUUUGUAAGCUAUGUUUGUUAAAACUCCUAAAAUGUCCUAGUAUAACUAAGACCUAGUCCUAGAUUAACCUAAACCUUAUCUGGGAAACCAACCCAAAAUGUUUUUCACUUAAACAUUUAAGUUGAAAAAACAUACUUUUUUAGGUGUUACCAAUUGAAGUAAUUUUUUAAAGGGACACUCUACUUUUUUUUAAAUAUACUAA
Messenger RNA from Misgurnus anguillicaudatus (oriental weatherfish), 3067 nucleotides. NCBI's taxonomy places the organism in Eukaryota, Metazoa, Chordata, Actinopteri, Cypriniformes, Cobitidae. The record is from RefSeq and is a predicted model, not a curated record.